AAAAACGCGCCUGUUUACGAUGGUUUCGGAAGAGAAUAGAAGGCAAGGGAAUUGAAAUUUCCUUUCCUUUUGUUUUUGUUUCCUUUUCUGAUUGUUUCUUCCUGUGGAAGGAAAGUGAAAGAAAGGAAAGGAACAGAAAGUGAUGGAAGCUGCCAUGGGAUUGAUCAGAAGAAUGCAUCCUAAGAAAUCGCAGACUGCUCUCUCCGCUCUCCUCAGCCUCCUGCCUCACCACUCCUCCGAUCUCCUCUCCCAAGUCGAUCAGCCUCUCCAGGUUUUAUGUGAUGUGGAUUGUGGAAAGGAGUUCAUAUUAUGUGAAUACAAUAGAGAUGCUGACUCUUACAGGUCACCGUGGUCAAAUAAAUAUCACCCACCACUAGAAGAUGCACUCUAUCCGUCUUCAGAGUUGAGGAAACUUGAAAUUGAAGCAAAUGAAGUCUUUGCCAUCUAUUGUGACCAGUAUUAUGAAGGUGGCAUCUCAUCUGUAUACUUGUGGGAAGAUGAUUAUAAAGAAGGUUUUAUAGCAUGCUUUUUGAUAAAGAAAGAUGGCUCAAAAACAGGGCAGGGCAGAAGGGGUUACCUGCAGGAGGGAGCUUGGGACGCCAUUCAUGUUAUUGAGGUGGGGCCAGAAGAGGAAGGAGCAGCCCAUUAUUGUUUGACCAGUACUGUUAUGCUAUCUUUGACUACAAAUGGCGAGUCAUCUGGCACUUUCAGUCUCUCAGGGUCUAUUAGACGACAGAUGAACAUGGACCUCGCAAUUGCAGAUGGUCAUCUUUGUAACAUGGGAAGGAUGAUAGAAGAAAUGGAGGGUAAACUUAGGAACUCACUUGAUCAGGUUUAUUUUGGGAAGACAAAAGAGAUGGUUUGCACUUUACGACCCCCAGCUGAAGUAGUGAUGAGACUGCCAAACAGCUGAGCAUUAUAUGAUGAUGGCAACAGAAGAUGCAUUCUGUCUAUGUCAGAAAUUCGUGUAACAGUGAUUGCUGAAGGAUAUUUGUAGAUUUUCUCGUCUCUUCACCUUUUGGCUCAUUACUUGAGAUCAUUAUAUAUUCACAGUUUGUCUAAUUGUAAACUGAGGUGGUUCCUUUUGCACAGGAGAGUUAUCCUUUUUGUGCUUUGCCAUGACAUCAUUUGAACAAAUUUUCAAUUAUUGAUGCAAUGUUUUCUGAAA
Molecule: messenger RNA, 1168 nt
Organism: Hevea brasiliensis (rubber tree)
Lineage: Eukaryota; Viridiplantae; Streptophyta; Magnoliopsida; Malpighiales; Euphorbiaceae
Product: probable F-actin-capping protein subunit beta
Exons: 8
Coding region: 143-913 (256 amino acids)
Biological process (GO): actin cytoskeleton organization; cell morphogenesis; barbed-end actin filament capping
Cellular component (GO): cytoplasm; F-actin capping protein complex
Molecular function (GO): actin filament binding
Source: RefSeq, a predicted model, not a curated record